AUGUAUUUGUGCAUACCAGGAUUUCAGGCACCUGAGGCUGGUCUGAAUAACUCUAUUGGGGCUGUACGCUGGACUCUGCCUGAUGAAGGACUUCAGGCGCACAAUUCAGCUCCCAGCAAGAGAAGCCAGAGCCCGAGACAAAAGGAUCUGAAGGAUCUCCGCAGCUUGCAGGAAUGUGUGAAGUUUAUCACUCAAUGGAAACAGCAGGUGGAACAUGUGUGCAAGCCUGGCAGCAAAGCAGACGAAGGCCAAAAUAUAUAUGUGAAUGCUGAGCCUCAGAGUCUGGAACGAUGUCGUAAACUGAUCCUUGACUGGGCACACGAGCUCAUGAAAGCUGACAUUUUGUUUAUGGAAAGCACAUGGCGACAAGACAGAGAUGCAUGCUGGGAGCAGAAAGAAAAAAAGCAUACAGAGCAGAGGAUCAUGGAAUGGGCUAAAGAGCUGCAGACUGUGUCAGAGCGCUUUGGAGUAAUGAGAGAGGAAUUAGUUCAAUUUCUGAGACAGCUGGAACUGAGGAAGAAGAAAAUUCGGACGUUGUUGCCUUUUCUGGAGUUCAUAACUUGGUCCAUCCUAAAGGCGGACAGCAAGGAUGUUGUUCCACAGCUGUGGCUCCUUAGCAAACAGCGCAUCUGGAAAACAGAAACACCAAAGUACAUUCCAAACUCAGUGUGGAGCUUGAUCUGCAGUGCAUCAGCCAAUAUCACAUUGGACCCCAUGACUAACCAUCCAUGGUUACAGCUGUCAGACGACAGGAAGAAGGUUCAGGAAGCUUUGAAUGAAACUGAAGUGUCGUUCAGUACUCAGCGCUUUGACAGCUGGCCUUGUGUUCUGGGCUGGGAGGGCUUCUCGUCCGGUUGUCACUAUUGGGAAGUGGAAAUUGCCAACAAUGGCUACUGGCGUAUCGGAGUGACCACCGCUUCCUCUAAAAGGCAUGGUCGAUUUUCAAUUAACCCUUCUGAGGGCUACUGGGCAAUUUGGAGAAGCACAAGGCAGUUUUAUGCAUGCACCAAACCAGAGACCCAGCUUCCACUGACACUUGUGCCAAGAAAACUGGGAGUCUACCUGGAUUAUGAAGAAGGACAGGUGUCUUUCUACAAUGUAGAGACACAGUCACAUAUAUUUACAUUCACUGCAAGUUUCAGUGAAAAGUUGUACCCGCUGUUUUCCCCACUGGAUGGACGCACACUUAUAACACUGACCAUACCAAAUGUUGCGACAGCAAUGUGGUAA
Molecule: messenger RNA, 1230 nt
Organism: Triplophysa rosa
Lineage: Eukaryota; Metazoa; Chordata; Actinopteri; Cypriniformes; Nemacheilidae
Product: nuclear factor 7, ovary
Exons: 9
Coding region: 1-1230 (409 amino acids)
Molecular function (GO): protein binding
Source: RefSeq, a predicted model, not a curated record